AUUCUUUGGGAAGGCAUUGUUAUGCAAAUAAAGGACGCGUAAAAAUAUUCCCCCGGAGCACGGCGCAGGGCAGAGACUCACACGGACCGCAAGAAGGAGGAACGCACGCAUUCCGGGGCCACGAAGUGGUUUAUCUGUCGCCACGACACGGACCCGUCCAUCUGUCGCAGACAUCUUCAUGGCCACAUGAGCAGCGACAUAUAGCCAGGAAGCUGGUUGAACCGUUGAAGGAAAGCCGACAGGGAUUCAACAACGAGGAGGCUGCCCUUUGGUGAUUGUGGUCAUAAACUUCCAGUCCUCCCAGUGAAAUCGGAGGUGUCUCUUCUUCAUCUUCUUGUGCAGGCUACCUGCUGCUGCUACUUCAGAAGGAAAACUACAUCCAGAGACCCCUGGAGCGCUUCUUGACACUUUUAUGUUUUAGGGAAUUUAGGAUCUCUCGAUUAUUGACCUUUUUGCACACCAGGUGUGCCAUUUUCCCCUCUUGUCCAUUUUGGGAUAUAUCCAGCAAUCAUUCCCCCUUAAAGUGCCUUGAAACUGGGUAUAAUCCAGUCUAACUGUGGCACUGUUACCAGACCAGACCCUCGACACAGCUUUAGAGCCGAGGCAGGAUUAUUUCUCGCCCCCCUCACCCUCCAGCGAGCUGUAACUAUGAGCCAGGCGGAUGUGUCGACUUGCUCCGCGCCGCAGAGGGUUUUCCAGGAGGCGGUGAAGAAGGGAAACACCAAGGAGCUGCACUCCCUGCUGCAGAACAUGACGAACUGCGAGUUUAACGUCAACUCCUUCGGGCCGGAGGGACAGACGGCCCUCCAUCAGUCCGUCAUCGACGGCAACCUGGAGCUGGUGAAGCUGCUGGUGAAGUUCGGCGCAGACAUCCGACUGGCUAACAGGGAAGGCUGGAGCGCUUUACAUAUUGCCGCCUUCGGGGGCCACCAGGACAUUGUGCUAUACCUCAUCACCAAGGCCAAGUAUUCCUCUGGGGCCCGGUGAUCUGUCUCUGCUGUCAGGCUUUUGGAAAAGGAAACCUGCAAAAAUCACACACUGCAAGCAUGGAUGGAUGCAACAUUUAGACAAUGGGUGAGUGAAUAAAGCCUGGAAAUAAGAUUUUUUUCCAGAAUUUAUUUUAUUUUUCCAUACAGCGUAGGAACCCUGUGUGACAAGUGACUACAUCAUCGUUGUGAAGUACUGUACACAAUAGCUUUACCUUUUUUGACAGUAGCUGAAUGGGCUCUGCAAACACACAGCUUGCCAUUGCUGGUGUCCCGACCUUUCAGGCCAGUGCGACCACACCGCCCUGGUGGUCAUUGUAUUAAGAACCGCUGCUUUCGCUUUGUAUGUUGUUAAAAAAAAGGAAAAUUUGGAUUUCACUUUAUAAUCUCCUUUCAGUAUUCUGUUAAGAUCCUAAUCAUCACUGUGAAAGCAGGCUGAUUUUAUUGUUUUUUCUUUUAUAUUUAUGAAGGUACAUUGAAAAGAUGCAUUUUGAAUAUGUUGUGGUUCUACUUUUAAAAGAAAAACAUCUGUAGAGUCAGAAUUUAGUGGGUGACUCAAGCUGCUUCAGACUCUUCUUUUUUUUUAGUGCAAACCUGCAACCCCCCUCCUUAGAUGACCCCCACAGCUUUAGUCUGUUGACCCUCAAGAGGAUUUCAAUUAAUCUGACUUUUUUUGUUUUGUUUGGUUGCCCUUUUCCCAGCUACCUCGACUGUAAAGUAUUCUUAUGCCGUUCUGCCUUCUUCCAGCUUGCCCCACCAAUCAUGCCAGUAUCUGUCUGCUAUGUAACCUUAACAGAGAAGAUGGACUUCGGUGCAGAAGAUGCAAUGCAUUCCUCAGUCAGGAGAGUUUAAGUAACACUAAAACCAAACCAGUGCUGACAAAAGCAUGCACCCCAUCUAAUCUCCACAUCACUCUCUGUCUCUCUCUAUGUGUCCUCAUCAGCCUGUUUUAUUAUGAUUUGUUUCAUUGUAUAGCAUGACUUAUAAAUGCAGGGAGUUUUAUUGCACAAAAAUACAGAGCCUUGCGCACCCCUAGUGUUCAAAUGGGGUAACUUCCGAAGGCUUUGGAAAAUUUUCUACUACUGAGCAGGAUCCUUUUUACUGAUGGAUGAUGAAGACUUUAUGAAUAAAUAACAACGCAUGACUAUUGCAGGAUAUCACACAUCAAAUAAAAAGGAAAAUUGGGUUUGUAAGCUUGCCUGCUUCAUUUUGAAAGUCAUGACACCCUAACUUUUUUUUAACAAUGCUGCUUGUUUUGUGUCUUUUCUUAUUGAUGAUUUUUUUUUUUUAAAGCCUACUGCUUCACAGCAACACUGGUCCAACUCAUGAGAAGCUUUUUUUUUUUUUAAAGAAAGUGUCUUUUAUUUCCACGUGAGCCUGACAUGUGUCUGUGUUUGCUUCCCAUGGGGGCCCGUGUGACUGGGUUUAAACAGUCAUCAGCCAGACUGAGAACUUCCCUGGAGUAAUCAUCCAGAAUCCUAUAAUAAAGCCCCACUACAUCAAGGUAUAGAUUCACAUCAGGCAACAAAUAAAAUAUGCAUCGCUUGUGUUUAAACUUGAUCUUUUUUUUUUUAAGAAAAAAAAAAUAUUGCACUGAUGACUGUUGUUGAAAAGUUGGCUUUAGUGUGUCAACAUUUUAUUUUUUUUCUGAAUAGAAAAAAAACAAACACAACAAAAUACUAUUGUAUAUGUAUAUGCUCCAGGUGAUAAUGUCCUAAUGUAUGUUUUACUUUGUGGAAAAAAUACCUGUUUUUCAACAAAGAUGUGUGUAUCUCUGUGAUUGGGUAUAUGUAUAUAUACAUAUGGAUAUAUAUUUCAAUGCUGAUGAUGAUAUCUUGGGGCACUUUCUUUUCUGAAGUGCUGUCUUCCUGUUGUGUCAUUUUAAAAGGGGGAAUAAUACAUUUGAUGGUAAGAUCAUUGUAAUGUGGUAAAAAAUUGCACGCUUGUGUGGUUAUUCGGCUCACCUAGUCAUAACAUUUAUGAUGUGCAGAGCCAGCUGUCGGAUGGUGUACAUGAGUGAGAGGAUAUUUUUUUUCUAGAAAAAACAGAGAAGAAAAAUAAAAAAAAAGAAAGAAAGAAAGAAAGUAAGUGCAGAAUUUUUUUGGGGUCAGUCAGCCACCUUGUGUUUCUGGUCUUGCUUAAUUUCAAGCAAGAGGAAACGGAUAAUUCUUUAAUGAGCGAUGCAGAUGUUCCAUCUUGUCUGUUUUGUUAUUUUUUUUGUAUACUUUUCAUUUUGAACAUUUGUAACACUGUGAUGAUGGUGACGUGACGUCACAUUGAGAUGAGUGCUGUAUUAUUUUUGUACGUUUGUGUACAAGCCAGUAAAGAAAUCAUUAAACUAAAAAAAAAAAAAAGGA
This is a messenger RNA of Girardinichthys multiradiatus, 3343 nucleotides long. RefSeq names its product NOTCH regulated ankyrin repeat protein a (gene nrarpa). Gene Ontology annotation, molecular function: enzyme inhibitor activity; phosphatase regulator activity; protein binding. Gene Ontology annotation, cellular component: cytoplasm. Lineage: Eukaryota; Metazoa; Chordata; Actinopteri; Cyprinodontiformes; Goodeidae. Bases 649 to 987 code for a protein of 112 amino acids. The transcript has 3 exons. The record is from RefSeq and is a predicted model, not a curated record.